AUGAGCUGCCAUGACAGACUGGAGCGCUGUGCCGAGGGAGAGGUACCGGAUGAAACAAGCAGGAUGGGUACAUUUGUGACCCUGACAGAAGUCUUGGAGGCUCGGGGAUCACCACUAGAGGAGGAUGAGGUGUGGUGUCUGCUGCUCGCCACGGCUGAUACCUUACUGGAUAUCUCCAAAAAAGGUUCAAGCAACCUGUGCACUGUUUUGAGCCCUGGCUCAGUGUUGCUGUCAGCCAGCGGAGGUCUGGCCUUCAAGAGCUGUGCGCGAUAUGAAGACGUGGCCUCCUUCACGCCUCCCGAGGUCCAGCAGGGUCACCCGUCCUCCACCAGGUCUGCGGCUGAAAAGAUGGUCGUGUACUCACUGGGGAUGACUCUUUAUUGGUGCGUUGACUAUCAUCUACCUCAAAACCAGCCGGUCCAGAUGAGCCCUGAGCUGGAGGGUUUGCUCCUGAGCAUGUGUGAGGACAUGGCAAUGAGGAGGACCGACCUUCUGACGGUGCUGGAGACCUGCGAGCUUCACCACAAGACCUCCAUGCUGCCUCCUGUCCAGCGGCUCAUCCGGCAGCUGGUAGAAGAUGUCUACAGAAACUCAGUUGAUCAUGUGUCCGUGACUGAAAAUGGAUCCCAGCUAACAGACCGCAGUCAGGUGGUCAGGGACAGAUUGCACAGAGGCUCUUUUAGCAACUCCACUUGGACCCAGAAGAAGAAGAUCCCUAGAACGCUCUCAGGGGUAUCUUAUCCAGUCGAUUCCACAGGGAUUCACGCUGGAGGGCGACUCAGGGACAGUAUCACCAGCUGGCAGCAGCUGAAUCGCAGCCCCUGCGGUCCAUACAUGGACGGCAAUCAGAACACCAACUCCCGAUCCCUCGCACAGUUUGAGUCCACGAUGAGUCUGAACGACAAGAAACUGAAGGACAUGGGUCCUGAGUUUUUGAGACCAUUAGAUGAGCCUAUGGUUGUCUUGGAGUUGCCUGGAUCCAUACUGUCCAAGAAAGGGAAAUCUCCAACCACCCACAGAGAGCUCAGCGUGGUGAUGCCAAACGGCCAGAGCAUCCUGGUCAAGUGUGAAGUGAAGUCCAGGGCAGGGGACGUCUUCGACAUGAUUGUGGCUCAUUCAAACCUUGUGGAACAUUUCUACUUUGGCCUUGCUUACUUUGAUGAUAAUGAGUUUUUCUUUGUGGACAAUGAUACCAAGAUCUCCAAAGUCGCACCAGAUACUUGGAAAAAAGUGCCUACCACCACCUUUGUCCUUUUCUUCAGGAUCAAAUUCUUCGUCAAUGACGUCGGUCUUCUUUUGCACAAACAGACGCGUCAUCAGUAUUACCUCCAGCUCAGGAGAGACCUUUUAGAUAACAGGCUGUCCUGCCACGAGGAGACUGCUCUGUACCUGGGAGGUCUGGCCCUGCAGACAGAGUAUGGAGACUGCAUGCCUGAGGUUGUCUAUGGUAGGAAUUACUAUCGGCCUGAUCAGUAUGUCUCCAAGAGUGUUAUGGAAAAACGUGCCUUGCCUUACAUUCACGGGGAGCUGCUGCGCCUCCAUGCCAACAAUGCUCAGAUGCUCUCAGAUGAAUCAGAGCUUGAAUUCCUGAAGGUGUGUCAGCAGUUGCCCGAGUAUGGUGUCCUGUUCCACCGUGCAAUACGAGAGAAAAAGCCUUUAGAUGGAGAGAUCAUCCUCGGGGUUUGUGCCAAAGGCGUAAUCAUCUACGAAGUAAAAGACGGGUGCAGAUCCACCGUGCAGAAUUUCUACUGGAGGGAAACGGCUACCAUAUCCUCUAACAGGCGUAAAUUCAUAAUAGAAUGCCGAGGCAGCAAGAAGAAGUACACUUUCAUCACAGAAAGGUCCAGGAUCGCCACAUAUCUGUGUGACCUCUGCUCGGCUCAACACAAGUUUACCAAUGAGAUGAAUUCCCGCCAGCUAAGCCACAGCCUCGUCUCAGGCAACUUAUCCAUCCUCCAUCUUUGUCCAGAGGACAACAUAGUGCAGUACGCUACGGUGUGCCGGGCUCAGAGCAGCCAUCUCAAGUCUCUGUCGUGUUCCGAGACGCCCCAAGACGACAGCGGCCUGACCACCCCUCAGGAAGAGCCCUUACCCAAACUGUGCGAUGACGUCGCGGCCAGAAUCGAGGCGAGAGUGAAACAUCCGAGUGGCUGUUCCAGCAGCCUGCGCAGCAGCGCGAGCAUGCGUUCCCCGGCGUGCUCUCAGAGGAGUGGGUCCGAAGCCCCGUCUGGAUCCCCGGCUGCCAGAGAAACUCCACCUAAACUUAACGCUUCAUCAGAGAGAGAAGUCAUAUGUGUUUCCUUAAAGAAAGAUCCAAAACUUGGCCUGGGUAUAGUGAUAGUUGGAGAGGAGACAGUGGGGCGGUAUGAUCUGGGGAUUUUUAUUGCCUCUAUAGUCCCCGGUGGACCUGCCGAUAAGGAUGGACGCAUGAGAGCAGGUGGUCGCCUGAUCUCACUGAACCACAUCAGCCUGGAGGGAGUCACUUUUAACGAAGCGGCAGAGGUUAUGCAGAACAGCCCCGAAGAGGUCCAGCUCAUCGUCUCGCAGCCAAAAGUUCCCAUCAGUCCCAGUAGUCUGCGUUCUCCUGUGCUGAGAAAGUACGAGUCCCAAACGACACUCAUGACGGAUGGACGAUCAAGAGAUGACAGUCUUGAUGAGAUUGUUUCAGACACAAGGACGCCAAAGACCGUCAACAGGCUUCAUGUUCCCCCUCCGGUACAAGUCCCCAGCGCACAGGACAGCUGCCCACUGCCCCCUUCACUGAGCUGUGUGAAGUCAGAAGAGAUUGCCGUGGAGCUCAGAAAGAUAUCAGGAAAUCUGGGCAUUAGCAUCUCUGGUGGCGUGAACACUAACCUCCCUAAUGGAAAAAUCUACAUCAAGAGCCUUGUUCCAGGAGGAGCUGCUGAGCGGGAUGGACGUUUACACGCAGGUGAUAGACUUAUUGAAGUGGACGGAAUAAACUUCCAUGACUAUACCUACCAACAAGCUGUCGAGUGUCUGAGUAAAACUGGAGAGGUGGUCUACUUGGUUGUGGAGCGGGCGUCUGUCAUCCUACCCAAGGUUUCGGUCAGUGCAGACGGCAGCAGCGUGUCCAAUCAGAGCCUCAGUCCGGUCACCAGCCACACGAGACUCAACAGCUGCUCGUCUGUCAGUACCCCCCCCAGCUCAACACAUCACCGAUCCAGACAGUACGGCUUUGUUACGGAUGAAAACACCCAGGAAGUGACUUUGACCAAGAGCGCCAACGGCCUGGGCUUUAGCUUCCUGAUGUGCGAGCUGGACCCGCCCACUCGGGACUUUGGCAGCCUGGUCCGGAUAAAGGAGCUUUUUCCCGGUCAGCCGGCCGAGCAGAGCGGCCGCAUACAGGAGGGAGACGUUCUGCUGGCCAUCAACGGCCAGUCCCUCAAAGACCUGUCUUAUCCGAAGGUGCUGAAGCUGUUCAAGACUUCCCCACCCGAUGUUCGACUGACCCUCUGUCGACCGGCGCCGGGGACCCUUCCCUCCAUGGACCAGUUCAGCAGCAUAUGAGCGACGACCCCAUCGGGCGCAGGUUCCGAAAAAAAUAACAACGGCGACACAGGAAGUGGCGGCUGACCAAGGUCCUCCGAUCGGGUCGACAGACGACCACGAUAGGACUGGAGAGGAGAAACGUCAGAGGAAAAUCGCAUCUUACAGGAGCGAACACCUCCAUUAUAGAGGAUAUCCAUUAAAAAGGUUGCAAAUGAAGAUGACUCAAAACUGAGGAAGUGGACUGUUUUUUUUUUGUUUGUUU
This is a messenger RNA of Menidia menidia (Atlantic silverside), 3772 nucleotides long. Lineage: Eukaryota; Metazoa; Chordata; Actinopteri; Atheriniformes; Atherinopsidae. The record is from the annotation of a GenBank genome assembly.